Molecule: messenger RNA, 3032 nt
Organism: Xenopus laevis (African clawed frog)
Lineage: Eukaryota; Metazoa; Chordata; Amphibia; Anura; Pipidae
Gene: dnttip2.L
Product: deoxynucleotidyltransferase, terminal, interacting protein 2 L homeolog
Exons: 7
Coding region: 252-2657 (801 amino acids)
Biological process (GO): RNA processing
Cellular component (GO): nucleolus
Molecular function (GO): RNA binding
Source: RefSeq, a predicted model, not a curated record
AGCAACCUCUCUGGUAUUUGCCAGAAUCCGCGUAUUUCCAGUACGGACCUGGAUUCUGAAACAAUUACACUCUUACAAGUAAAACACGGUGCUUGGUGAUGUAGGACACGUACGUAAAUAUUACGCACACUUGUGGAACGUUAGUACUUACACGCUGUUUCCGGAAGGACUGGUUUCAGCACUGCGCGCAGUUAAUGAGAAGCACGUGCUUCCUGGACUCCCGUUGCGCAUGCGUUAUGUAAAACAGGAAGAUGGUGGCUACCAGGAGAGGCACGCGCGUUGGGCCGGAGGAAAUCAAGGAAACGGGAGCAGAUAUGGGGGGACAAGCAGAGAAUGCUGCUGAUGUAGACGCUUCGACAACUCCAGCCGACACACAAAGCCAAGCGAUAAAGGGACCUCCGUCGGAAGAGCAAUCUGGAAUAAUAAAUGAAGACUCUGAUGUCUCCAAGGCACCCAAGUCCACCUCCCAGACAGUCACAAGAAGCAGACGCCGAAGCGGCCAAUCAGACGGAGAGGUUUCAGAAGCCGAUUCGACUUCCUCUAGCCAUUCCUUAAGAAUGACCCGAAGCAGGCAAUCCCUUACCCGCCCAACUGACUCUUCCAGGACACUGAGACUUCGCAGAUCCGUUGUGGUGACCGAUCCAAUUCUGGAACUGAAAGAAGAUGCAGAAUUAUCUGAAGCCGAAUCCAACUGUUCUUCCGUUUCCGCUAGAGACACAAGGAGACGAAGUACAAGAGCAAAGACUUCAGGAAGUCAGAUGUCGGUUUUAGCAUCCGGAACAGUCUCCGAGGUCAUUGAAAUAUCUGAUUCGGAAUCCAAUUGUUCCUCUGCUUCGGGGGUAAUAAGCAGGCGCACUAGAUCGGCAAAGAUCCAGGCAAAGCUGGUAAAAUGCCCACCGCCGCCACCUUCCAAAAUCGAGGAGGUAUCAGACGCAGAGUCGUGCUCUUCUGGCAUUUCAGAAAAUCCAGUAGCCAGACGUGUAAGACAGAGAACGAGAUCCACAACUCAACAGGGAGACAAAGGCUUGAGCCCUGAAACUGCCACCAAGAAUAGUCUGAAACCAGAAACUCCAAAAAAACCGAUUCCGGAAAGAAUUGCUUCCGAAGGUGAACAAAACCUGUUUUCCCCUCGUAGGAGUUUAAGAACUAGACACAUCAGCGAACAAGAACACGUAAAUACUUCUAAGGAUAUGAACAGAAGUGCCUCCUCAACCAAACGUGAAGUCCUCUCAACGCCCAUUAAGGAUAGUCAAGAACCUUUGGACUUGCCCAAAAUAAACCAGCACUCUGCCAACUUAUCAAAUGAGGUGAUAGAUCUUGAGCAGAUGCCAGCAGAGACCAGCAUCACCAACAUGGAUUCUAAGAACCGAUCAUAUGAAUCGAUAGAUCUUGAACAGGAUCCAGAAGAACCAAGUCAAAUCAGCAAGGAGGCAGAAGACCGGUCAGUAGAGAUUAUAGAUCUAGAGGAGGAGGAGUCAGCAGAGCCCAGUAAGGAGACAGCCAAUAUAAGUAAAGAACCGAUAGAUCUAGAACAGGAGGCUCUAGACUCAAGUAACAACAGCAAGGAAUUAAGCAGCCCUGUAGUGUCUGAUCCGGUUGAUAUACACAGUCAGAUUCUGGAAGGGACAAGCCAUAAGCUUGACGGGAAGAGUUCAAGUAAGGGGUUUGGGAGCAAUGACAAUCUUUCAAGUCAUCCCAAUAUAAGUUUAUAUCUGGAUAGCGAUGAGAGUGAAGGUUCUCAACACAGUGAUGAUGCAGAGGAGUCUACCGAUGACGAAGAAAUGGAAGAGGAGGCAGAGAACGCGAUAGGUUCCAGGAAAAGCAAAGAACAACCAUCAGCGGACGCCCUCGGCGAUGGACUUUUUGUUAUUGACACUGUUCCUGGAUUAGACCCCAUUAAAACCUACUAUGUGGAUCACAAGAAAGAUACUGCGAAGAGCAUAAAUGAGGAGAGUGAAGAAGAGGAGGAGUCAGACGAGGACUUUAUCGAUGAAGAUGAGGAAGAGGAAGAAGAUGAUGAAAACGAUCUGUUAAAUAGACCCAAUCCUGCUCUGAAACUCUCAAGCAGCAUUAAAACGGGACUGAACAUCAAGGACCUGGGGGGUUUAUGCAUCAGCUUCGAUGGGGAGAAGCCCAACCCAGGGCCGAGCCUGCUAAAGAAAAUGAAGAAGGACCACUCUAAGCUAGACGAGAUCAUGAAAAAGAGCGUCAUUACCCCUGACAUAGAAAAGAAGGAAAGCAUCAAGCCAUACAAAGAGUCUAUCAAUAAGCUGAAGCAACAGCGCAAGGAGGAGAGGGAGAAGACGACAGGACUCGGCUGGUUUGACAUGAAAGCCCCGGAAAUGACGGAGGAACUGAAAAAUGAUCUGAAGGCUUUAAAAAUGAGAGCCGCCAUGAAUCCCAAGCGGUUUUACAAGAAGAACGACAGAGAUGGUUUCCCCAAAUACUUCCAGGUUGGCACUGUAGUGGACAGCCCAUUAGACUUCUACCAUUCCAGGAUCCCUAAGAAGGAGAGGAAGAGAACACUAGUGGAUGAGCUUCUGGCAGACUCGGAGUUUAGGAGAUACAAUAAGAAGAAAUACAGAGAGAUCAUGGCAGAAAAAGCCGCUAUGGCUGAAGGCAAGAAGAAGCGGAAGAAGAAGACGUUCCGGAAAUAACGGCAACAUUUCAGUCGCUCUUGGCUCCUCCCUUAUUUUUGGAGCGUAAUAGGAAGCUGCUUUAUAGUGGGAGGAGUUUGGCGAGAUUGCCGCUCCCCUGUAGACUCAAAGGAAAUCGGACGAUUAUGCGUUUAUAAGACUCUCCAACUGUCAUACGGGGAUUCGUUCAUAGAAUAACACCACGCAGAAGUGUACAUGGGAAGAGGCUAAAUUUGGAUUUCAGAAGCAAUAGAAGCUAUAUGAUGGCCACUAAAUCACUUUGCCAAUGUCAUAUACAUUUUUACAUAUAAAUAUACUAGUGUGUACGAAUUAUAUUAAGACUUUCCAAGCCACCGCCAGAUCAAAGCAAAAUAAAUAUUCAUUGGAGUCUCUAAA